Messenger RNA from Colletotrichum costaricense, 153 nucleotides. RefSeq lists its product as uncharacterized. Lineage: Eukaryota; Fungi; Ascomycota; Sordariomycetes; Glomerellales; Glomerellaceae. Bases 1 to 153 code for a protein of 50 amino acids. The record is from RefSeq and is a predicted model, not a curated record. The transcript has a single exon.
AUGUUUGACAGGUCUUGCUAUCUCGGAAGUUCGAGGUCAAGUCGGACCGGGAGUCGGAUAAGGUCGUUGCUUUUCUUCUUCUUCCUCUUCGUACUCCCAUCGUUGGGGAUGGCGGGGAGGCGGAGGAGGGGCACACGAAGGGGGAAAGCGUAA